UCAACUCACGAAAAUCAAGCUUAUAUAUUCAUGAAGAAUGAGUAUAUCUUGGGAGACUAUGCUGAUGACAGAAUAUUGCGCGGACCUGAUCGCAUACGCAACGUAUUUUCAUCACUUAAGGAUACUGUAUUUGGAGAUAAGGGAAUGGAUUGUGCAUUUGCAUCUCAAGACGAAGGAGAUGCGUACAUAUUCUCCGGUAACAUUUGCGCAAAAUGGUUCUAUGCUCCAGACUCUCCCAACGACAAGUUCUUGCAAGGGCCAAAGCUAAUUGUAGAAAUGUUUCCAUUCUUGAGCGAGACCGUGUUUGUAAAUGGGGUAGAUGCUGCGUUUGAGUCAUCACGUCCAUUCGAAGCUUACAUUUUCAAGGGAGGUGAAUAUGCUUGUAUCAAUUACAGUGAUAAUAGCCACCUCAUUAGUAUCGGUCCCAUACGUCAAAACUGGCCUUGUUUAAUAAACACCAUCUUUGAGCAGGGAUUUGAUGGGGCCUUUGCUUCACACAUUCCAAAUCAGGCAUACUUAUUCAAAGGAGAUUCAUAUGGAUGCAUCCAAUUUACUCCAGGAAACACAAAUGAUGCUCUGCUACUGUUUUCGGGGCUAAUCAAAGACAACUGGAAGAGUUUAGGUAGCAUCUUGCCUCGCAAGAAUUGAAUAAUUGUCAAGUGCAAAAUAGUUACCAAUUACCAUGCAAUGAAGAACAGAUACCUGAUCUGCGUUGUAUGGUUUGCACUUCCUAUGUUUAUCUUGUAUGGAAUAAAACAAGAGGGUGUAUUAUAGAGUUUGCAGCCAUUGAGUUGGUCACUGUCCUCUUCUUCUAUCACACUUUUCCUUUGUGUCUUUGUAUGUUUUUUAAAGCAAUCUGUUUGUAACAGUAUAUGUAUAAUAAUGAAUGUUUGUUAUUAU
Beta vulgaris subsp. vulgaris (sugar beet) is the source of this 900-nucleotide messenger RNA. Its product is annotated as albumin-2-like. The record is from RefSeq and is a predicted model, not a curated record. The annotation marks the transcript as partial. NCBI's taxonomy places the organism in Eukaryota, Viridiplantae, Streptophyta, Magnoliopsida, Caryophyllales, Amaranthaceae. The transcript has a single exon.